This is a messenger RNA of Acanthisitta chloris (rifleman), 1527 nucleotides long. It is a transcript of the gene LCK, whose product is annotated as LCK proto-oncogene, Src family tyrosine kinase. The coding region runs from base 1 to 1527 and encodes 508 amino acids. Gene Ontology annotation, biological process: B cell receptor signaling pathway; T cell differentiation; cell surface receptor protein tyrosine kinase signaling pathway. Gene Ontology annotation, cellular component: extrinsic component of cytoplasmic side of plasma membrane. Lineage: Eukaryota; Metazoa; Chordata; Aves; Passeriformes; Acanthisittidae. The transcript is spliced from 12 exons. The record is from RefSeq and is a predicted model, not a curated record. Gene Ontology annotation, molecular function: ATP binding; non-membrane spanning protein tyrosine kinase activity; signaling receptor binding.
AUGGGCUGCUGCUGCAGCUCAGACUACGACGACGACUGGAUCGAGAACAUCGACAUCUGUGAGCACUGCAAUUACCCCAUCGACCCCGACAGCAAGCGCCAGAGGCUGAUCCGCAAUGGCUCCGAGGUGCAGGACCCUCUGGUGUUCUAUGAGCCCACGUCUCCCCCGUGUUCCCCCAUGCAAGACAAGCUGGUGGUGGCUCUGUACAACUAUGAGGCCAAGCACGAUGGGGACCUGGGGCUGCGGAAGGGUGAGAAGCUCCGAGUCCUAGAAGAGAAUGGGGAGUGGUGGAAGGCACAGUCGCUCACCACCGGCCAGGAGGGAUUGAUCCCCUACAACUUCGUGGCCUUGGUGAACAGCCUGGAGCCCGAGCCGUGGUUCUUCAAGAACAUCAGCCGCAAGGAUGCGGAGCGACAACUCCUGGCGUCAGGCAACACUCACGGCUCCUUCCUCAUCCGGGAGAGCGAGACCACCAAAGGUUCGUAUUCGCUGUCUGUGAGGGACCUGGAUGAGACCCAGGGAGAGACUGUGAAGCACUACAAGAUUCGCAACCUGGACAACGGUGGCUUCUACAUCUCCCCCCGAGUGCCCUUCGGCAGCCUGAGGGAGCUGGUGCAGCACUACAUGCGCACCUCAGACGGGCUCUGCACUCGCCUGGGAAAGCCCUGCAGGACGCAGAAGCCACAGAAGCCCUGGUGGCAGGACGAGUGGGAGGUACCGCGGGAGUCGCUGAAGCUGGUGGAGAAGUUGGGAGCAGGACAGUUUGGAGAAGUCUGGAUGGGUUUCUACAACGGCCACACGAAGGUGGCUGUGAAAAGCCUGAAGGCAGGCAGCAUGUCACCCAGUGCCUUCCUGGCUGAGGCCAACCUCAUGAAGAACCUGCAGCACCCACGGCUGGUGCGACUCUACGCCGUGGUGACCAAGGAGCCCAUCUACAUCAUCACAGAGUACAUGGAGAAGGGAAGCCUCGUGGACUUCCUGAAGACCUCAGAAGGUGUCAAGCUCAGCAUCAACAAACUGCUGGACAUGGCUGCACAGAUUGCUGAAGGUAUGGCCUUCAUCGAGGCCAAGAACUACAUCCACCGUGACCUGAGAGCUGCCAACAUCCUCGUCUCGGACGCUCUGUGCUGCAAGAUCGCUGAUUUCGGGCUGGCCAGAGUCAUCGAGGACAAUGAGUACACGGCUCGAGAGGGGGCUAAAUUCCCCAUCAAGUGGACAGCGCCGGAGGCUAUUAAUUACGGCACGUUCACCAUCAAAUCCGACGUGUGGUCCUUUGGCAUCCUGCUCACAGAGAUCGUCACCUACGGCCGGAUCCCGUAUCCAGGGAUGACCAACCCCGAGGUGAUCCAGAACCUGGAGCGUGGGUACCGCAUGCCCCAGCCGGACAACUGCCCAGCAGAGCUGUAUGACCUGAUGAGGCAAUGCUGGAAGGAGAGCCCUGAGGAACGUCCCACCUUUGAGUACAUGAAGAGUGUGCUGGAGGACUUCUUCACUGCCACUGAGGGACAGUACCAGCAGCAGCCGUGA